GCUCGGUGUUAGGUGAUUAAAAACUUCGCGCGAAUAAUUAUUGUAACAAGAGCGAUGUCAGUUCGAUAAAGCAGCGAUGCUUCGAGUAGUUAUACGACACCGGAGUUAGUACGAUGAAGCGGCGGUGCUUCAAGUAGUCAUUUCGUCGAGACCGAUGUUAGUACGAACUAAGUAAACGAUACACGACGAAAUUAGUAUACAGACGACAUUGACUUUAGUUAAUAAGAAUUGAAUCCGAUGCAGUAGCUUUGUUGAAGAUCAGCAUUAGCCCGACUGACUGAUGUAAAUAUCUUCAUGUCUCGCGGAGACCAUCUUCGAUCAAAGUGCCUCGGAUAGAGGGCUUAAAUGAAUCGGGCGUCCCCGAUAUGAGCUCGGCUCACUUUUUUGCUGAAACCGAUGUGCAAUCGGUGUACCCAAUUCGAUUGGGCUCAGGCUUAUUGGAAAAUAUGUGUAAGACCGGUGUGAGACCAGUGUACUAGUUCGACUGGGUCACAUAUUUUCUUUAUUAUACUGAGCAAGACCGGUGUAGUAACCAGCGUGCCAGGCCAGGCCUGUGUCUCAGUCUUCCAAUAAGAUAAUGCUGCUGGCCAGGCCAGGUCAACAUUGGAGAAUUAACCAUGUCGGAUGGUUUCGAGCCCUCUCCAAGGCCCAAAAUGCACCCUUCUUCCAGGGCCCCCUCUUCCGGGUGAUUAAGUCUUUUAAUGGCCCUUUGAUAUUUACUAUCCCGGGAAGGCCUUAGCUCACCCCCCGUUCAAGUCUUCCCUGAGAAGGGGGAAAUAGGAUGCGCCACGGUGGACGAUCCCUCUUCUAUUUCUUUUAAUGGGCAUCUUUUAGUCCCCAAUCAAUUUGACGGCACCGGCUGAUUCCCCGAUACCGGUCAAACCUCAUGGGCCCGUGUAAGUACGGUUCGAACCUUCUUCCAGGUCCAGCCCUCUUGCAGGCAUACCCUCUUCCGGGCCCCUCUUCCGGGUUUAUUAUUUUUUUAUUUUAUACUGAGCAAGACCGGUGUAGUAACCGGCGUGCCAGGUCCGGGCCUGUGUCCCAGUCUUCCCUCCUUUCUUUGUAAAGUAUUGAGCCACACCUGUGUAGCAACCGAUCGGAGUCGUGUCUCCGUCUUUCUUUUAAUUAGGCAAGCUUAUUAUUUGAGGGACAUAAGAGGAUCAGGAAACGAAAACCCAUAUCAUCUUCACGGCGGAAAAAAAGCAGGAUUCCGUAGCCAUGGCUACAGAAAUCGCAAUCAACCCGGAGCCAGUUCAGUCCUUCUUCUCCAAGAUCGAAGCCCGCAGAUCCCUGUUAUCUACCAUCACAGACAUCCACAAAACCCUAACAUUACACUUCUCCUCGAUCGACCUCUCCAUCUCCCAGAAAUCCGAAACCCUUGAUGCUCGGAUCGCGUCAUUGCGGCAGGACACUGAGAAUUCCCUCAGAGAGCUCCGGAAUCGCGAGGAUGGGAUCCCGGCGCGCGAGGUCUCCAUGGCCGCCCGCGUCGAGGAGCUCAAGGCGGCGGCGAUUGCGGAUAUCGAGAACCCCCGGGCCGUCGAGAAGUUGAAGGAGAUGAAAGGGUCGGAUAUGCUGAGAUACCUCUGCAGAAGAAUGGACUCCAGAGGGCUCAUGGAGUUCCUCUUCAAGCACCGGAGGGAUUCUUCUGCUCUGCGAGCUGAGAUUUCUGAUGCUCUCAAAGAAUCAGUCGACCCCAUGAGGCUGGUUUUGGAUGCUGCGGAGGACUACGUAGGAAUGAAGGAAGAAGGGUCGGUUGGGAUGGCAGAUAGGAGGCGGGUAUGUUCCAUGUUGAUUCAGUCUGUUGUGCCGCUCAAGGAAGGAUGCUGUGUUGUGUCAAGGACAUUAAAGGAAAGGGCGUUAUCUGCUCUAGAGAAGUGGAAAGGUGUUCUUGAAAAUGCGGACACGACUGGUGGUGCCAGGCCCAAUGAAGCAUCAAUGUUUUUGCAGAUAGUGGUUGGGUUUGGAUUAAAGCAGGAGUUUCAAGAUGAUUUCUUGAGGAAACUGGUUGAGAAAUUUGCCUCCAGAAGAGAUAUGCCAAAACUUGCUAUGGCUUUAGGUUUUGGGAACAUAGUACCAGAUAUUAUUGAUCAGCUGGUGAAUGACGGGAAGGAGAUUGAGGCAGCAUAUUUUUCUUCUGAGGCUGGAUUAACCGAACAGUAUCCUCCAGUUCCAUUCAUCAAGGCGUCCAUAAAAAAUUGUAAAAAAAAUGCAAGAGAUGCUUCCAAGAAGGGAAAUUUCAGUGCUGCUGCAGUGGAAAAAGCCAACAAUUUGGAGCUAGAUGCCACCAAGGCAAUCAUCCAGUGCGUGGAAGAUCUCAAGCUUGAAGCUGAGGUGCCCUUAGAGGCACUCAAGAAACGGGUAGAGCAGCUUGAGAGUGCCAAGUCAGCAAAGAGAAAUAACUCUCCAAGCAAGCUUAUGAAUAAGCGUGACCGUGACCGUGAACGUGGCCUUGCCCGUCUCCGCAACCGCACCCGUGACCGCGACCGCAACCGUGGCACUACCCAAUCCUCCUCCCGCCCGCCUAAAGCUGCUAGGUUUUCUACUUCCACAGCUUCUCCCUAUCCUCCUAGAAGUACUCCCAGAACACAUUUAGGACAACCCCUCUCCUUGGGGCGAUACCCCCCGGCACCAUAUAAUUACUCACCAAGCCCUAGCGUUAUGUAUGAAGGGCAUGCCCCACCGUCAUAUACCCCACAUUAUAACGAACCCCGUCCGCGUAGUCCUGCUUCGUACCCUAAACAUUACCCGUACCAUACCCCAGCAGAGGUCACGACCCUACACGGUGGUGGACCCACACACUACGGAGCUCAGGGAAGCUACGGAGAGAGUCCGGUUCCGGUCCCACAGCACUACGGGUACCCUCCGCCACCGGAGGUCACAACGGGUAGUGCCCUACGGGGGGGUGCAUCCACACACUAUGGAGGAGCACAAACGCCGGCUGCCGGAGGAAUGUACGGAGGGAAUCCGGCACCGCCACAUCACCCGCACUACGGAUACUCUACCGCGGGGGUACAGGGGACUUCGUAUGAAGCAGCGGGACCACACGGCGCCGUGCCUGGCGGCGAGUAUGCCGCCGCCGCAGCAUAUGAUUAUGGGGCGGAGGCAGUGGCUGCGGCUUCUAUGACUGCAUACACAAGUUCUUACCAACCCCAGCAAUUCUAACUGCUGGUGGAGGCAUGAGACAGACAGCCUAUCACAUUUAUUAGUGUGAAGCAUAACAUGUCUUUCUCCAUAGAUGGUAUGAUUAUUUGAUGAUUAGCAUAUGUUAAUCAUCAUAUAAUGUUCUGUCAAAUGUUGUUUAUCUGGUUGGUUGUGAUAAGUUUAGCAGAUGUUUUGUUUGUUCAUUUCGAAAUAAUUUUUGCACCUUUUUUAGGGUGAUAUUUUAUGCACUUUUUAGGACUAAUCUUUUCCUUUCAUCUCAUGAAUGAGUAAAAGUCAGUAGCCUAA
This is a messenger RNA of Cuscuta campestris, 3447 nucleotides long. The record is from the annotation of a GenBank genome assembly. Lineage: Eukaryota; Viridiplantae; Streptophyta; Magnoliopsida; Solanales; Convolvulaceae.